AUGCACAUGCACCUCCGAUUGUAAGUAAACGCAUUUCCGACUGUAGAUUUCAGUUUAAUCCGUUGGUAUCAAAAUUAAAUUGGUACUCUUUCUUGAUAUAAAUGCUUUUUUGUUGGUAUAAACAUCAAAAUAUUGUUCUUUCACAAUAAUAUACAUCAAUUAAUAUUGCUCUUGAUUCAUUUGCAUAUCAAUUUGUAAAUUUACAUAUUAGUUUUGAGCUUUUCCUUGAGCAAAAUAUCAAUUUGCCAACAUACACAUCAGUUUCCAAACAUUAGUGCAGACCAUGAAUAAGCACACAAACAUGAAUGAGCACUGAUGCAGAAGUAAACGCACAUUAAAAGUGGCUUAACAAGUCUUAAACCUGGCUUUAGAAUUGUUUCUUGAGGUGUUCCGAUAUUCUUUGAAGGUAUCAAAGGUUAACAUUUUACGUUUUUCUAAAAUAUCGUACUAAAAUGAGCUCAAAUGGUACUGUCAAGAAGAAAAGAAGUGGCAAAAGUGUACCAGCUAAUGGUCAAAGAGCAAGGUAAAGGUUAAGGCUUAUGAGAACGGUCGUAAUAGUGUCUGGAAAUUUUUUCUGUAUGAACAUAUGUCUUAGAUCAUAAAUAUCAAAAAGCCUACCAUCCAGUUUCAAAUUGUCAUCAUGACAUAACUGACGUUCUUUAUAUUGUCAUCAUAACCUUUAUGAUAAACUUUAUGUUGUCGUAAUACACUUUAUGACUAACCUAUCAUAUAAGCAGAUCGAAACCAUCGGCCCAAAAGCAAAAACCAGAGAACAAAAGCCGGCUGUCGAUAAAAUCGUCCCGCUCCGUCGACGCCAAACGAGAAUCCAUCAGAAGACCAUCAGAAGCGCCUUCAAGCCGACAAACGGGUCGUACCACCGAGUCGAAAGAACCAAAAGUACUAGAUGGACGAGUUCUGGCCAUAUUCAACCGAGUCUUCUCCGGAGAGUUCUACGAGAUACCUUCGCCGUUAUCUAAGUUGGUACGAGUGUUCACAUCAUCUACCUUCACUGAUACCAUGGUAGAAAGGAAUGCCUUGAUGGAAGAGGUGUACCCGGCUUUGAAGAGGUACUGUAGGGAAACACAUGGCCUGGACUUUCAGGUAAGAGGAUAACGUGAUUGAUUACACAAAAGUUGACGCUGAACAAAUUUAAUACAAAGUAGAGGUAUAAAUACAUAAUAUCAUAUAUAAAGCCUACAACUGAUAGUACCAAAAACAUCUAAGCUAAUUAGACUUCAUUUUCAUAUACCAAUUCACAGGUAGUAGACAUGAGGUGGGGAGUACGAGACGAAGCUACGGACGAUCACAUGACCACUAACUUAUGUAUCAACGAGAUUCACAACUGUCAACGUUUGUCCAUGGGGCCAAAUUUCGUCGUAUUCUUGUGCCAAAAGUACGGUUAUCGACCUAUUCCCUCACAAAUUUUGGCUAGCGAGUUGGAUCUACUAAAACAAGUUCUGAAAGAUAAUCACGAGGAUGUAUCAGUACUCGACCUUUGGUACGUUCAAGACAGCAAUGCUGUUCCUCCACAAUAUAUUCUACAGCCAAUCAGUUCUAUUCUUGUCAACUUUAACAACAAGGUAGGUUGAUAUCAUAGUAGCCAGAAAAGUUAAAAGGAAAAUUAUAGUAGUAUAGUAAGCUUCAAAUAAGAUUUAUACCAUGCCACUACAAAAGUUUAUACCAUGCCACUGCCUUAGUUAACAUACGAUAUAUUUAGGCAACUAAAAGUGCCAUGAAUGUAAUUAGUAAUACCUACAAUAAUAUCCUUCAGAGAAUCCCGAAGCUCCAAGAACAAGAUGCCAAGAGUUGGUGGGAAGUAGAAGCCAGAAUGCAGAAUCUCCUCCGUAAAGGAGCCAAGACGUGCUUUGACAAGAACCUCUUCACGGCCGAUCAGAUGCACAACUACUACAUGUCAGUCACGGAGCGAGAAGUCAUCAACGGAAUUCUGAACGCCGAGAACGUGAACGAACAUUGUCUUUGUUAUGUCAGAGUAAUCAAGAACAUCAACUUGAAUCAAGCUGGCACAGCUUCCAAGUUCGUAGACCUUCAACACAAACAGAUCAACCAAGAAGCCCAGAGUCUUCUGGAGAACCUGCGUGACGUUCGUGUCCCUGCCGUGCUCCGACCUCAAAACAUUCGAAAGAGUUGUGUGGAAUGGGCGGGCAGGGAAGGCAUGGACCCGAGAGUUCAUGCGGACUACUUGAAGGAGUUCCUCAGCGACUUCUACACCAGUAUAACAUCGAUGGUAGAUGCGGCGAUGAGGAAGCACGCCAUGUACAGGGACUUGUUCUUCGCCGAAGUACUACAACAUAUGUGGAACGGCAUCCAAGGGUCUAAUAUCUUUGGAAGGGAAAUUGAGCUAGAAGCAGCAAGAACAUACUUUACUUCCACCGCCAACAACAUACCAUUGGUUUACUUUGGCGAACAUGGCUGUGGCAAGACCUCAAUCAUGGCCAAAGUGGCAACAGAAGCAAGAAAAUGGCUGACAGCUCCGGAUUCUGAAUCUGUUCCGAUUAUUAUCCUCAGAUUCUUGGGCACCAGUCCAGACUCUUCCAGUAUUGGACCUUUACUAUGUAGUGUAUGUGAACAGAUUGCCUACAACUACAACCCAGCUCUACGAAAAACGGCACCGACAGAACUGUCGAAACUAUUCCAACAUUUUAAAAGGAUGACAACUUUGGCGACAAAAGAAAAACCGAUGAUCAUCAUCCUCGAUUCUCUGGAUUUGUUAUCUAAAAUGGACGGAACUGAUGAGCUACUGUGGUUUCCGCCAACAUUACCACCAUUUGUCAAACUGGUAGUUUCUUUUAGUUCUGGUACUGGAAUCGAAAUGACAAUGAGAAGAUUGGUGGAAAAGGAAGAACAAUAUAUUCUAGUACCACCUUUAGGGCCUCAGUUAGGUAGAGCCAUACUAGAAAUAGUGACAACACUAUUAUUUUAUAGGCAACGUUAUUUAUAAAUACUUAUAAUAAUAAUGUCAUUCUAUUGGUCCUAGCAAAAUGUAAAAUUAAAAGCAUAGUACUAAAGCAUAUUUUAGGAAAGCACGUAACCGAGAAAUGGCUAGAAAAGAUCGGCCGAACCUUAACACAGCGACAAUGGGAGAUUGUCAGCAAAGCCUUAUCUCACUGUACUCUGCCACUGUUCUUGAAAUUAGUCUAUGUUACAGUAGCACGGUAAGACAUACAGUAGCCUUGCAGAAGAGCAUAAGAAUUACGGUAUCUUUACAGUAAUACAUAACUAGAAAAGCUACAGUAUCCAUUUGAAACACGAUUUUACAGUAGCUCGCUUAUUACAUUAAUUAUAACACGCCAUCAUAGCACCCCUCAAACAGUACUAUAGUUUUGGGCUAAAAAAGCUAAUAAAUAACGUAAUAAAAAUUGAAAUUUCAGAUGGAAAUCCUACUCCAAACCCCAAGAUGUCGUACUAUUCAAAAGUGUCCAACAAAGCAUCCACGCUUUGUUCGAUCGUACUGAAUCUCAACACGGGAAACUCUUAGUAUCACAUGCUUUGUCCUACAUUACCGCAGCAAAGUCGGGUAUUUCGGAUUCUGAACUUGAAGACUUAGUAAGAUAACACGUAUAUAAAGUAGUUCAAAAUAUAAAACAAAAUUGAUAUAAGACAACAUCUAAAGAUAAAAAGUAUUAUACUACAUAAUUUUAGAUUUCAUUAGAUGACAAAGUAUUAGACGACAUCUAUCAGUAUCAUUUGCCUCCCGUACGGAGAAUUCCGCCGUUGUUAUGGAGUAGAAUCCGCGCUGAUUUACCCGGUUAUCUAAGCGAACGUGCGGCUGAUGGAGUGAUUGUUUUAAAUUGGUAUGAUUACAGCCGUGUAAUUACUAUAUACUUACGUUUUUGACGCUACUCACCACAACCAGUCCAAAAAUACAAAUUUCCAAACUACAACUACACUCCCAUCCCCAAAACUCUUGGGCACUUUACCUCUAUACCCUACUUUCAGGUACCACGAACAAUUCCGAACAGCCGCCAAUGAACGUUACUUUAAGAACCUUAACCAUCUCCAGAAUACCCAUUCAGCUAUCGCUGAUUACUUUCUGGGCAUCUGGGGAGGGGUUCCAAAGCCGUACCAGUACACUGAUCUACAGAAACAACGGUUUGGUGUAGUGGAAAAUGAAGGAUUAGCUGACAGAAAAGUCCCAAAACAACCAAACAUCUUCAAAAACAAGGAGGGCGACAAAGUAAGUCAAAUAAAAGCACUUGUAGCUUUAAAAAAAUCGUUUUAACUGAUGUUACACAUUACACAAGAUACAACACUGGCAAAAAAAGAGUUUUAGAUACCUAAUCUCAGAAUGAAUACAAUUUUAGAUACGUUACAAUUCUCGAAAACUAAACGAACUACCGUACCAUCUGUUAAGAUCAAGGAGAUUAAAGGAAUUGUUCUCGUUAUGUCUAUUCAACUUUGAAUUUCUUCAAGCAAAGGUAAGUAAAACAGCAGUUUGGUAACAAAAAUAAGCAAAAAGUCCGUGAGAGUAUUAAACACAAAAACACGAUAUAUCAUAUGCAAUAACAACUCUCAAUAAACCCACUGAACUCAUAAAUGUGAAAAAAUUACACUACCUACCUGAUUCCAGAUGUGCUGUUUCCCGUUGCAAAGUGUGAUUCUUGACUUUGAGGACGCAAUAGCAAAAUGUGAAGAUCCAGAAGCGAUACGGCAACUGACACUUGUGGUAGAUGGUCUCCGCUUAUCUGCAAGUCUGCUGAGGUAGGUUUUCCUGACCUAAAAGAAAGAGAUAUUCAAAAACAAAAAUAAUUUAACACGCAACGUCUUUAAAAGAAAGGUAACUAAAUGUAAAACAUCAUUAUUAUGCUUACCAUUUCAGUCGCUACCCAUGGAUGUUUGCCUUCGAAAUAAGCGGUCGAUUGUUGCCUCUAGUAGCUGAAAACAACGAAAUCAAAAAUCUUCUGAUCGGAUGUGAUAUCCAGAGCUUUGAUUUCAACUGUUUCAUGCCCGCCAAUCACUGUUUCCACUCUCCUGGAGGUCCUCUAAAGUAUUCCAUGGAAGAACAUCCGUUCGCUGUUUUCGGAAUGGGAUUAAGCAGUGAUCAAAGAAUGCUGGCAUCCGUAUCCAACCAACUAAUCGUAUGGGACGUGCACACGGGAGAUCUGACCAGAAUUAUCAACCCGAGCAUCGAAGGCAUCUUUUUAGGUAUGAACCUUUGAGAGAAGACUAAUAUUAUUUUAAAUAUGGACCUUCCAGAGAAAAGUUAUAUUGUUUUAGAUAUCAGUAUUCCGAAGAACGAUAACUUCUUUUUAGGUAUGGAUCUCUCAAGAGACGACAAAUAUGUGGUCGCCUUCUCCAACAACAACACCGUCUCCAUCAUGUCCCUGAUAACUGGUGAUCAUGUUAAUGUAGAGCCGGAUGGGAUGGAGAAUCAGAUGGAAGUGGGCAAAGUGGUCUUCACAGAUGACAAUCAGAUUCUGCUGUGGUCCACAACACAAUAUUACAUAUAUGAUGUAGAUGGGAAGCUGCUCCAUCGUGAACGAAUCGAUCCGCAAGUGGGAAAGAAGAACCUGAUCGAAGUCUUCUACAAGGACAAGAAGUCGGUCCGCUUCCUGACUUGGAGCGGUGAUAAAGACGACUGGAGUGUUACCAUAACUGGAAGAGAAGAGAAUAAACAACUUACUCCGUUCAAGUUCUCGGCUUCGUUGGCCUUCUUCGACUCCAGAUUCGUGACUGGAUUGAUGUGUGUGGAGGACGAGAACAACCCUCAAGGUAAUCAAACAUAAAACACAUUGCAACUAGCAAACAAUAAAAGAAUACACAAUAUUAUUUUUAAAUAGGUGACAAUAUUUAUUGUAUAAAAUUAGAUAUUAAUUAUUAAUUUUUCGAGACAAAAAUUUGUCGGACAAAAAUCUGUUCUUGUUUUCGUUGAAGGACCAAAUUAUUAACCACUUUCAUCAAAAAAACAAGAAUACGAAAGAAUUAAUUCAUAAACACCAGUUUUUACAAAUAUUUUUAGAACUAGAGCCCUUCUACAAGCUGGUAACCUUUGAAAUAGCCCAUGGAGAAGUUCGAGUCAAGAAGACGAUCGUGGAGAAGCUAGAAGAAAAGACGAACAUGUUAUUAUACUGGAAAGGAACCAAGAAGGCAGAUGGAGAACAAACCAAUUGGAUGAUUGCUGUCACAGUUGAAGGUUAUCUACUGUGCGAGAAUCUGUUACCUGAACGUAUGAUAACACUCACAUUACCUGGAGAUGUCCGUAAUAUUCCCAUAAAACCCAUGCACACAACGUCUUCUGUCGUUUUGUCUUGUAAUGAUGCCUUCUUCGUUUCUGGAGUUAGAAAAAACUUCUACAUCUUCAACAUAUCUACACAACAACUGGUACGAGUGGUAGAAGCUCACUUUGGACGGAUCCUGAGCCUACGAUCCUUGAACAACAACAACUACAACUUGUUAAUCUCUAGCUCGAUCGACCGGUCGAUCAAGAUCUGGAACAUGGAGAAUAUCUUCGAGAAGAGCUUCUCCGUGAUCAACAUGGAUCAAUCUGUGGAGAAGAUUAUGAUUCCUCAACAAAAACAAUAUCUGGCGUUGAUUCAGACCAGAAAGUACUUGAGCUUGUGGAACAUACGAACACACAACUUUAUAUGCCAGUUGGUGACUAAUCAGUUCGGGUCGAUGUUGACAGACUCUACUAUAACAUCAGAUGGGAAGCUGGUGGUGUGUAUCGAGUCGGAUCAGCUGUUGGUCUGGGAUCUGAAGACGCAGAGUGUUGUGUUGAGGAUGCCUGCUCAACAGAGUUAUCAGCUGAUGUCACUGUAUCACGAAAAGUGCAUUGGAGUGAUGUACAAGCAUUUGGAGACGAACGAACAGAAGAUAUGCAGAUUGGUGGUGUAUAGACUGCUCGAUCUAAGUGUGUCUUACAGUUACGAGUUCAAUUGUAAACAGUUUAGAGAGGCUGUGGUGUUGUCGGUGAGUUUUAUUAUUUUGGUCGAAAUUUAAUGUUUUUUCGGUCAAAAAGUACGUGGAAAAGUGGUUUUUGGUCAAAAAACAAGGUUAAAGAUCAAGUAAAAACAUAAUAAAUUUUAAAAUUUCAGGACAGCGUGUCAAUCGUACUGAUAGCCAACACAAAAGGUCACGACCAGAUUCAGGUGGUGAACAUAAUGGAGAGAGCGGUCAAGGUCAAGUUCCGGUGA
This is a messenger RNA of Bursaphelenchus okinawaensis, 7151 nucleotides long. The record is from the annotation of a GenBank genome assembly. Lineage: Eukaryota; Metazoa; Nematoda; Chromadorea; Rhabditida; Aphelenchoididae.